AUGGCGACUGCCAGCCCUGCCAGAGAGGUUGAGGGUGGAAUCCGAAAGCGGGAGAAGGAGAAAGAGGAGACAGCUGCCGUGUGGAUGUCAGGGGGAGAGGAGGCUCUAAGCUCUCCCAGGGCCCUGCGGCCCCUGAGGAAGAAGGCCCAGGAUGAGGGCCCUGCGGGAGCCAAGCUGGCGUUGCACCCGCUGCUGAACAGGUGGGCUCUGUGGUUCUUCAAGAAUGACCGCAGCCGUGCCUGGCAGGACAAUUUGCAUCUGAUCACCAAGUUUGACACUGUGGAGGACUUCUGGGCGAUGUACAGUCACAUCCAGUUGGCCAGUAAGCUUUCCUCCGGCUGUGACUACGCCCUGUUUAAGGAUGGCAUCGAGCCCAUGUGGGAAGAUAGCAGAAAUAAGAGAGGUGGCCGCUGGCUGGUCAGCCUCGCCAAGCAGCAGCGCCACAGUGAGCUGGACCGCCUGUGGCUGGAGACACUGCUGUGUCUGAUCGGGGAGAGCUUUGAGGAGCACAACCGGGAGGUGUGUGGGGCCGUCAUCAAUAUCCGAGCCAAGGGGGACAAGAUUGCCAUAUGGACAAGGGCAGCAGAGAACCAGGAGGGUGUGCUGCACAUCGGGCGUGUCUACAAAGAGCGCCUGGGCCUCUCCACAAAGACCGUCAUUGGGUACCAGGCCCACGCAGAUACAGCCACCAAGAGCAACUCUCUUGCCAAAAACAAGUUUGUGAUGUGAGGGGCCCUUGAUGCCACUCCCCCUGAGUCAGGCGCUCCUGAGUCUCUCAAUGCUGGGUGUGUAGGGAGGUUCUGGGCUGCACUGCUGAUGUUGGGCAAGAUUGGGGGACAGAUAACCCAGUUUUUACCUGUCCUGGAGGAAUGUGAACACUCUUUAACAGGAGUUGGGGUCUAAGCCUAGGGCCAGCUCUGUGGUGGUAGUGGGGUCAGCCUGAGGACCCAGGGCAGAAAGGUGGAGGAAACCCCUGAAUUUCCUUGUUCCAUCCCUGGGGUUGGGUAGGGAGGUGUGGGGUGAGUCACUGGGGAAAGGAGGGCUCAACCAAAGGUGGGAAGAGAACAGAUGGGAGAGAAUCCUCAGAUCUAGUACUCUGUGCCCCCUGCGAAAGGCACCUGGUGGUUGAGGGCUAGACUCUUCCAUUUUGGGGUAGGGGGCUCAAAGCCACUGACACUGAAAGCUGGAGUUUAGGGACAGGAGUUGGCACAGAGAGCUCUCUGUGACCAUUCUGCUUUAAAACCUUUGAGUAGCCUCUCAUCAGAUCUGUAGCCUUGGAGCCUACCCUAUAACCUGUACUUUCCCUCAACCAGCUGUGGGUGGUCCAAAGGGUGGGGCCAUUCAAGAGCUGGAGGCUUAGA
Molecule: messenger RNA, 1361 nt
Organism: Manis javanica (Malayan pangolin)
Lineage: Eukaryota; Metazoa; Chordata; Mammalia; Pholidota; Manidae
Gene: EIF4E1B
Product: eukaryotic translation initiation factor 4E family member 1B
Biological process (GO): translational initiation
Cellular component (GO): eukaryotic translation initiation factor 4F complex; cytoplasm
Molecular function (GO): RNA 7-methylguanosine cap binding; translation initiation factor activity
Source: RefSeq, a predicted model, not a curated record